AUGCGAGCGGAGUCACUUCGCAUGACAGAGUUGGGGCUGGACAUUUCUCUCUCGGGGAGAGGCUCCCAUCGCGAGCCGAGGAGGAGGGAAUCCAUCCCCUGUGGUGCUGGCGCGCUGUCCCACCGAGCGCAGCCCCCCGAAUACUCAGCGCUUCGCCGGGGCCUCUUCACCUGGGAAGCCACCACGCUCCAUCCGGGAGCCGCUUCUACGCGCCAGCAGCAAAAAGUGACACCUCCAGUCCCCGACAAAGGUGGCACCCGCGGGGGGCACGGCCCACCCGGGCGGGCUCGGCGCGCUGCUCUGCGGGCGUGGGACGUGUGCGUUGUUUGCCCGCCGCACACGGCAGCCCUGCCGCCCCGCCCUGGGUGUGCGGCUCUCGGGGGAGCGGUGGGAUGCCCCACGCAGCCCAAGGAGGACACGCGUGGGCGCGGCGCCCCUGGGCACACAGCCCCUUGCCCGAGGGACCCGCGCCCCUCCAGCAGCCUUGGCCUGCUUUGUGCGGUGGAGGCGGCCGCCCGCGAGUCUGAAAUAAAAGAGAUGAUGGCCUACUCAUCUGCCUCCUCUGGAGGGCCCGGCGAGGGGGCACGUUUUAAUGCCAGCGUGCGUGUGUGGUUUUCACCCCCAACUUUAAAAGAAACUCCUCGGUUCGUGGUACCGUUACAAGGGGGAACGCCGUCCCCCUUCUGGCUGCCCCGCGCUGCUGUCCGCAGCCGCUGCGGGAUGGCUUCUGCUCGGCCAGGGCUGCGGGCCCCGCGGGCGGGGUGGCAGCGGCUCCCGGGGGAGGGGGCGCCCGGCUGGCGGCGGGGUCGGGGGCAGGAGCCGCGAUUUAUAAUGGAACUUACAUCUUUGCCUAAAUUCCUUUGGACAAGUGACAACAAGCUUCUGCAUCACCAUUUUCCAGACAUACUGGCUACUGUUCAUACCACACAAGACAUCCCUGAAGAAGCUGUUUUUGGACCAUGCAUGCUCCAGAACACCCUGCUGGACACUGUAGCUUUCAUUGCUCUCAAGUGUUCUGACAGACGGAACAUCCACUAUGUAUUUAAGGUGGAUGUUACAUCUGUGCACAGUCCCACAGGACUGCCAUGGAUGAGACUCGUACAGGCAGCUGCCAAUAGCAAGGAGCAGAACUUGGAAGCUUACUUAGAAAACAGUCAGUUAUACUAUCGCUCCACCAGGAGAAUCAGCAAAAAUGAGGAGCUGCUUGUCUGGUAUGAUGAGGAGCUUUCCAGCCUCUUGGGUUUCAAUGAGAUAAAAGCUCAGAGGCCCCAGAAUGAGCUGAGAUGCCAAGAGUGCGACCGAGUCUUUAAAUGUGAGCAUUCCUAUCUGUCCCAUGUCCGCUUCCUCUGUGUCCCAGAGAAGAGCGCUCUGCUUUGGAGAAACUUACAGAACCCUAAAACUGAAAAGAGCAGCCUCGCUGAGCAGACCACAAAUUUCCACAGUCUGGCAAGGGACCUGGAAGUCAAAAUGGCAGCUUGUAAAGAUGAUGCACAUGGUCUCAUUGGAGAAAGGAGAGCAAAAUCUGAAGAGGCUGAGAAUAACAGGAGCAGGAAAACAGUGCUGUUGGAGAAAACCAAUAAUUUGACUGAGGAACGUAACUGUGGGGGCAAGGAAGAGGUUGGGGGAGAGCAUGCAUUGGCUGGCUCUUUCAGGAAGCUUGCUUCAGGGAGGCAGUCAGCUAGGAAGGAUGCUUUAGAGCAGAAGCAGAGUGCUUUCACUGAGGUCAGGAGGAUGAAAGAGAAGCUGAGGAAUGAGAGACUGCAGGAGCCAGAGCAGGAGGAUGGCAUGGCCCCACCUGGUAAAGAGCAGGUGUCAAAUGAAGUGUUGCUGAACUCCUCUGGUAGUGCAUUCUCCUUUGUUUGGCCCACCAGAGCUCGAGGAGAACAGAAGAGUGCUUUCAGCAAGCCCAGUAAGUGUGUAACAGAAAGAGCUGCAGUAAAUUCUUCUCAUCCCAUGAGUGAGUCAACAAAGAGCCUGGGGGAGCUGUCUGGCUUCAUUGCCACCGCAGACAUCAUGUGCUGCAGCAGUCUUCUCAAUUCCAAGUUCUUUGUCAGUGAUUUGUGUAAUGCUCAGAUGCUGCAGACAAGCAUCACUCGGAGCAAUGUUUUCCCAUAUACCUCAGAACCGUGGCUCAAGCAAGCAGGAGGACAGUUACAAAACACCACCACCACUUCCUCCUCCUCCUCUUCCUCGUCUUCCUUGACUCUUCUUCCCCCCACUUUCACAUCCUUUGGAGUGGCUGCCCAGAACUGGUGUGCCAAAUGCAACCUGUCCUUUCGCAUGACGUCUGAUUUAGUUUUCCACAUGCGGUCACAUCACAAAAAGGAAUACUCCUCCAGUGAAUCCCAGUGCAAGAGGAGAAGAGAGGAGAAGCUGACGUGUCCCAUUUGCCAUGAGUACUUCCGAGAACGCCACCAUUUAUCCCGGCACAUGACUUCUCAUAAUUAGAGCUAUGCAGACAGAUGUCACCAAGGGACCGGGCAGGUUGGGUGAAGGAGGGAAUGACAGUUCAAUUAAAUCCAUUUCUUUUUGAGUUUACAUUAAUUUCUUUCAGAAAAUCACUGUUUACAAUAAUUUAUAAUAGAUGCUUUGUGAAAAAAAAAUUAAAUGUUUACAAGAGUCUGAAUGGGUUUUAAGUUUUGAAAACUCAACAUAGCCCUUGUCAACCUAUUUUUGAGGAAAUAAAACAGUGAAAUGAA
Messenger RNA from Passer domesticus (house sparrow), 2699 nucleotides. RefSeq names its product zinc finger protein 488 (gene ZNF488). The record is from RefSeq and is a predicted model, not a curated record. NCBI's taxonomy places the organism in Eukaryota, Metazoa, Chordata, Aves, Passeriformes, Passeridae. Gene Ontology annotation, molecular function: protein binding. The transcript has 6 exons. The coding region runs from base 1 to 2448 and encodes 815 amino acids. Gene Ontology annotation, biological process: regulation of DNA-templated transcription; oligodendrocyte development. Gene Ontology annotation, cellular component: nucleus.